Molecule: messenger RNA, 1024 nt
Organism: Oryctolagus cuniculus (rabbit)
Lineage: Eukaryota; Metazoa; Chordata; Mammalia; Lagomorpha; Leporidae
Gene: DNAJB8
Product: DnaJ heat shock protein family (Hsp40) member B8
Molecular function (GO): Hsp70 protein binding
Source: RefSeq, a predicted model, not a curated record
UAGGCCCCAGCCCUGGAAGGGGGUCCACCUGGCCUGGCCCCACAGCGGCAGAGUCCCUCCCCUCCCCCACCCCUCUCAGCGGAGGCCCCACCUGUCCCUGAGAGUGGGUACUAUGAAAAGGUAAAGGCAGCUGCUGCAGGGACCCCCACCAGCCGUGUCCACCCUGACCCCUGGGGUGGGGCCCAUUUCACCGUCUAGACCGCUGGCUCCGGCUCCUGGCACAGCCCCUGGGCAUGGCCAACUACUACGAGGUGCUGGGCGUGCAGGCGAGUGCCUCUCCCGAGGACAUCAAGAAGGCCUACCGCAAGCUGGCCUUGCGCUGGCACCCGGACAAGAACCCCGACAACAAGGAGGAGGCCGAGAAGAAGUUCAAGCAGGUGUCCGAGGCCUAUGAGGUGCUGUCCGACUCCAAGAAGCGCUCCGUGUAUGACCGCGCGGGCUGCGACAGCUGGCGGGCCGGCGGCGGCGGCGCCAGCACCCCCUACAGCAGCCCCUUCGACACGGGCUACACCUUCCGCAACCCCGAGGACAUCUUCCGUGAGUUUUUCGGCGGCCUGGACCCCUUCUCCUUUGACUUCUGGGACAACCCGUUCGGCAGCGAGCGAGGCGGCCGCGGCCAUGGCCUGCGAGGCGCCUUCUCGGCGGGCUUCGGCGAGUUCCCCGCCUUCAUGGAGGCCUUCUCGUCCUUCGACGCCCUGGGUCGCAGCGGGGGCAGCCGCACCACCUUCUCGUCCACCUCCUUCGGGGGCUCCGGCUCCGGCAGCUCGGGCUUCAAGUCGGUCAUGUCGUCCACGGAGAUGAUCAACGGCCACAAGGUCACCACUAAGCGCAUUGUGGAGAACGGGCAGGAGCGUGUGGAGGUGGAGGAGGACGGGCAGCUCAGGUCGGUCACGGUCAACGGCAAGGAGCAGCUCAAGCGUGUAGACGGCAAGUGAGCGCUGGCCGCCCACCCACCCGCCGCCAGCGCCGCUCCAGGCCCACACACAGGCUCAUGGCCAAUAAAGUGCCCAGUGUGUUCACUGCA